Culicoides brevitarsis is the source of this 570-nucleotide messenger RNA. RefSeq lists its product as uncharacterized. Bases 53 to 484 code for a protein of 143 amino acids. NCBI's taxonomy places the organism in Eukaryota, Metazoa, Arthropoda, Insecta, Diptera, Ceratopogonidae. The record is from RefSeq and is a predicted model, not a curated record. The transcript has 5 exons.
UCAGUUGUGAAGGAAGUUUAAGAAAAAAGGAAAAAAGUGAAAAAAAAUAAAAAUGGUGAAAGGCCAACAAAGUUUGUGCCUCAUUCUGGUUUUGCUUUUAGCAGCAAAUGCUUAUGGAUAUCAUUCUUAUAAAGAUGCACUUCGUGCCAAAUUCGACGACGAAGACUUCAUGGAAAUGUUUUCUGAUGACGGGAUUAGCGAUCGUGUUUAUUUUUACAGAACUCCAAUGUCAGCUUAUGCCGAUCUCGCAGAACCGUUUGGCAAGAGAACCGUGAAUAAGUUCAAAAAUUUGAUGAUUAACAAGGACAUGAUGGAAGGCGAAGGAGGAGUUGUAGAUGUUCAAAAAGAAAUGAGUCGAUCUUAUUUUCCGCGAACAACACCGAAGAGGGGAGCGAUUUUGAGUUGGGCUCUUCCAGCAGCGAAUCGAUUUCGCGAGAUGAACAUCAACUACAGACCAACGACAUCAAAUCGACCUGCUGCUUAAAAAAAUCAAAAAGCUUCAACGCUAAAAGCUGAUUUCACUUUAAAAUAUGGGUUUCUUGUAAAUAAUCUAUAAAAGCAGAGUGAAUC